GCAGCAGGGCCGCGCCGGGCGCUGCUAUGGGAGCCGGAUGGGUAGCGGGGCUGCUGCUGGUUACACUGCUGAUAAUGCCUGGAUCCGAAGCAGAGAACUGCGGGCAGGGAGAGUACUUACAUGAAGGUCGCUGCUGCCUAUCUUGUCCAGCAGGUACUUAUGUUGCUGAGCACUGCAGUGCUCCGCAUUUGAGAGGAAGAUGUGUCCCUUGCACUGAAGGAGAGGGUUAUACGGCCCAUGAGAACGGCUUGGAAGAAUGCUUGUCGUGUAGACAGUGCAAAGAUGAUCAGAUAACUUUGAGACCCUGUACUCUGACACAUGAUACUGAAUGCCAAUGCAAACAAGGGUAUUUCUGCCCUGCCGAGGGCUGUGAAAUAUGUCAGAGAUGCAGUACAAUGUGUCCGGAAGGGAAAGAAAUUGUGCAGAAUUGCAAUGCUACUAUGGACCUAGGAUGUGGCUUACCCGAUCAAGGAAGCACAGCUCUUGUUUGGAUAAUUGUGAUUAUUUUGGUUGUUGUUGUUGGCUUGUUGCUGUUCUUUGUAAUUAGAAAGCUGAAGAGUGAUAAAGCUGCCUCAACUGAUAAAGAUGCAGAGAAAGGUCUGGAGUCUGAGGGCAGUACUGAAAGCCUCAUUUUACCAGAAGUGGAGACACCUGCAAAUAACACAGCCAACCCAGAGGGUGAGAACUCCGGUGAGAGCCCAGAGGGCCAAGCGCAAACCAACGUUAACUUGGAAGUAAAAAACACAUCACCAGAGAAAAACAGUGUUGCGCUUUCUGAGCGGGGCACCAUCCUACGCGGGGGCUGGAGGCGCCACAUGGAAAGGUGCUGGAGGAGGAUUGCUGAGUCUUCACUACCAGCAAAAACCGGGCAGAAUCUUGCUUGUCAUCAGAAUGCCCCGUCUAAUGUACGGAGUGGUAGGAUGCCAGCAAAUCGUAUGGUACAAGAACCAAAGUGUCGAAUAAUUGUUAAAGAUCUCUCUCAAAAAGAACUGAGAGAUAGCUUUUGGGCCUUUAUAAAUGAAGUACCACCGAAAAAAUGGAAGCAGCUUAUGAGAACUCAUCUGCAGGAAAAUGACAUUGUUAAAAUUAUUUAUGACUUUCCUAAUGAUAUAGAAGAGCAAUCUUAUCAGAUGCUUCUCACCUGGAAAAACACCCUGGGGGAGAAACAAUCUAUUAUUAAGUUACUGGAUGAGUUAAGGUAUCUAGAUACUAAGGCUUAUGAUAAUGUAUUGAACACUUUAAAAAGUAAUAACAUUAUAAGUAAAUUAGAAGCUACAGACUAAUGUUUACGACGAACUUCAAAAAUGUUCCUGUGUACAUAUAUAUGUCUACAAACUUCCUGUAAAUGAGGACGUCAACAAACUGCUAGUAAAAGUGGUGGCAUGGACUUGAUAUCCUCCUCACCUUCACACGGGGAGCUGGAAGUGCUUUAGCACCGUCGGUGUUAACACGAACUCCGGUUGUGAUGUACACUAAGGUCUUUUGAGUUGUAUGACAUUAAACUCAGGCGCCGGAUGCCAGCUUGAGAGCGAGGAGCUCCAGCUCGUGCUUCCCUUCAUGUGGGGCAGGACCGUGCUGUUCGAGCCCGGGUGGUGGGAACAAAGAGGCUGCUACUGUUUUUGAGAGGAUUGCGAUGCUUUGGUUUCUGAAACGAUUGUGUUUUGUUUUGUAUUGGUAUGCUCAGAACUGUUAUGUUUGAAGCACAGCAAUAAAAGCCCAGUUGAG
This is a messenger RNA of Gymnogyps californianus (California condor), 1725 nucleotides long. Its product is annotated as tumor necrosis factor receptor superfamily member 16-like. Gene Ontology annotation, cellular component: plasma membrane; cell surface. The record is from RefSeq and is a predicted model, not a curated record. Bases 27 to 1283 code for a protein of 418 amino acids. Lineage: Eukaryota; Metazoa; Chordata; Aves; Accipitriformes; Cathartidae. Gene Ontology annotation, biological process: immune response; apoptotic process; TRAIL-activated apoptotic signaling pathway. Gene Ontology annotation, molecular function: transmembrane signaling receptor activity; protein binding. The transcript is spliced from 10 exons.